CCGAAGCAGGGGUUACGCGGUCGCGAGAGGCUGUGUUUAUCAUUCAGUACGACUGGAUUUCACCAUGGAGACGCGUUCUUUGUAUAUGUGCUUUCUUUUCUCCGCUCUCACUUCUGUUUACGCUAUAGCGGCCCGGUCUUCGGGAUCAAUAACGGCACUUAUGCUCUCACGGGCCGUCCAGAGGCCUAAUUCUAAGCUGACAAAAGUGGUCCAGACCCCCCGGUCUAACUCAAUCGCGAGUGGAAAUGUGGAAUACAGUUAUGUGUCGAACAACCAAGUGAAUAUCAGUAAUGUAUGGACCCUGCCGGAAGAGGGAUAUCCCGUUUUUUACCGCUACUUUCGCGACCGCGUAACGUGGUUCGAGGCCGACGCCGUUUGCCAGUUCCAUCACGCUCAACUUGUCACAGUUGAUUCAAACAUUCAAUUUGAUGCGGUGCGAGCCUUUUUAAAAGAACUGGAUGUAUCGAAUAACGUCUGGAUUGGUUUGAGGCAGGCAAAACCUUACGGUGAAUUUGUGUGGACAGACUUCAAGCCGUUAACAAAUCAAGAGCACUGGCAUGAGCCCAUAACACAGUCCGAGUCAACAGUGUGCGUAGCAAGCGACCCGGCGGCUGACUUCAGGUGGCAUGGAUUCAACUGCGGUGGACCAGAGGUGGCGUCCUUCAUAUGCGAAAUACAAGUGCCAGACUGGGCGCAACGAGAUGGAUGCUUGCCAACGGCACUACCCUCGCUGACAGUCACCUAUUUGCCGGAGCAGAGCGCUGUUGAGCUUAUCUCCGAUUGCGGACUGGAUGGGAGCCGUCGCGUCAUAUGCCAAGGCCACAGGAGUCGAGAAGCAGUGAUGAAAGAGCUGUCUUGCGAGAGCGUCACGGAGAGCCCCAUCGACGAGAAUGCCAUCACUGCCGAGAGCGAGCAAACACGACACAGAAGAGACACAGUGCAACCUUCAGAAGCAACUACUGUCCUAGCAGCAACUAUCCUCUCAGUGUCGACCCUUUCUCCUUCGACGAAAGCGGCCACACCAAAACCAACGACCAGAGCUGACGUCACGGUGAAAGCAACCGAAUUGGCCCAAACCAAUACAAAAUCGUCCACCGAUGCAGCAGCAACUGUAAUGACAACAACAACAGCGACGACGACGACAACAGCAUCAGCAACGACAGCGGCGACAUUAGCACAUCAAAAAUCGGUGACAAUGUCAGCGACUAGUGGCGCACCUACCGUAAAUAGAGAAACCACCAAGAGCGAGAAGCCAAGUGAGGCGACGCGAACGAAAGCGAUAGACUUCUCCGGCUCCUUGGACUCAACGGAGGACGGCCACGAAAGCUCGGAGGCGCCGCAAGAGAUGUCCAUCGCCGAGGAACCAAUCAAACUCCGCGCUCAAGAAGUCUCACCGAGUCUCGACUUGAGCGAAGAUCAACUCAAGAUGGAAAACAAGUCCGUCGAGAUGGACUCGCCCAACUCCAACUCAGUACAAAAAGUGACAGAGUCCUUCACCGUCCUUAAAGGGGGCUCGUACUGGCCCACAGGAGAUGACCAAAGGAGCAGCAUCGCCUCCGAGGAGAGCAUCGAAGAUCAGCGGAACCUGAAAGCACCCGUCAAAAACGCCAACAACACCACACAAGAGGCCGCCAACACAACCUCAAAGGCAGCAACACCAAAACCGUCCACGACGAAGGGCCCCCACCCAGACGAGAUCGAGCGGCGCAAAGCGGCGAUUUUAGCUCACAUCUCGGCAACCCUCCCACCGAAAGAGCUGAAGCUCGCACCCUGGAACCCUCUCCCUUCCGUCCAGGAGGUCGAAAGCAAAACCCCCGUCGUUUCCACGCCGUCCCACCUGAAAGAGGAGUCGCACGAGAUCUUCGCCGAGAAAACCUCGAAGAAAGUCAAGAAGACGAUUCUGGGCUCCAAGUUGAACAGCUUCGACGCGACGACCCCUCCGCCGCGACACGAGAACUCCGUGCAGACGACCGUGAGCAAGUACAUCUGCAAGAAUCUACCUCCUGUCUUGCUCUACAGCAAGAACAGCAACGAGCCGGAGCAGGUGCUCACCUCGGGUAGCAUCGAGACUUACACCACUCCGGAGGAACACGGAAAGAAGCUCAAGAACAAACUCAAGCUGGCGCAGACCAAGAGCCACGUUGAAACCACGAGCAUGCGCACGGAGACCGAGGGAGCCACGAACGUAGCAGCGAGCACGGCCAAGUUGGAGACGACCCAAAAGGUGAACACCAUCACCACUUCUUCCGUGCCCGAGGUUGAUCCGAAAACGACGGUGGUGUUCUCGUCGGACGCAGAGGUUCUCAACAGCAUGGAGAUGACGACGAAGCUGGUCGUGAAGGACCAGCUCAAGCUGGAGGCAACGUCAACAGAGCCGUCGAUGGUGGCGCCAACGACGGAGAGACACCACCGCGGAUUCCUCGAGUCCACUGACGACGUCCCCGAGAGACCCAACCGGGGUCGGCUCCUCAUCCACCCGCAACACCAUUCCUUCUACCCGUACUUCCUGAAUAGAGUCCUAGGUUAAGUUGGCGGGGCCGUUCCGUCGCCCGUCAAAAUUGGUUAGGAUUUUAUGCGCAUGUUUUCAGCGCUAGGUUUAAGUGUUUGAUACAGGCUUUUCCAUUGAAGUAGCGUAUUUUUUCCGGCCGGGUCGAUCUGAUCGGCAGCCAGAGCUGUUGUACAGCCGACUGGAAUUCGGAAAGAACGAAGAACUGGAAACAGUUCAAGAGGAAGGAGCCGAGUUAUUUGGCAAAACAAAGGGGCUGCUCGAUAGUUGCUCGAGGAACACCAUGAGCAUCGGUAACCAAUUGGUUCCUUUCUUUAAAGAGAGAGGAAAAAAGUAAUAAAAAUUAAAAUGAUUUUUCCAUUUGAAAUCUGAGAGGAAUUAAAUUGUGUAUUUGGUUCCUUUCUGAAUUGAUUUGGCCCGUUCUGCAUUCUGGAGAGCAGAGGAACCGAGUUACUGAAAAUGCUUUCAACGGCUUCAAUUUUCUAGAUCAGAAAGAACUUGCAAUUAAGAUGGAAAUUUCAAAGCGAGCUUUUCUUUGUGAAAAUUAAAGAAAGUCCGAAAUGAUCAUUUUCUAGUCCAAUUUAACAAUUCGGCAAAUCAGGACCGAAAAUUAAAAAGUAAGUCCAAACAUUGAAGCUGAAUUACAAUUUAUCAAAUACAGGCGGAGCUUUGUUAAGUUUCUGUUGGUCUUUUGUUUUUUUUGCAUUUUUUUAAAAAAGAAAAAUUAAAGUAAAAUAAGAAAUAUGUUGCUCUUUUUUUGAGCCAAAUAUUAAAAGGCAUCAUCAUAGGUUUCAACGUAUGCGUUCUAACUUCUUCAUUUCUCUCAAUUUUCUAUAUUUUUUAUCUUACCUACUUAUGUUUACGUCGGAGAACGUGAUCAUUGUGCCAACGAGUGAUGUGAUAUAUAAAUUUGAGUAUCUUCAAAUUGUUUCCAACGAGUUCAAGAGACUCACAAGACAACUCACAAACUCACAAGACAAAACCGUAUCUAAAAUUUAUAAUUUAUGCCGAUCCCUAUACUCGAUUUAUAAACAUUGUCGCAUUAUAGAGACGCAAUGAAAGAAAGAGGGGCGGUGGUAAAAAUUCGGGUCUUAAAGGCAGGUAUCCUGAAAAGGCUCCUUUCAAGUCUGCUGAUAUGCAGUGAUCUUUAUGUCACGGUGCCAUUAUAAUUUCUUCCUAUACUCUCCAAUUACAUGGGUUAAGUAUUAUUUAUUCAUGUGUUUUGUGUAAAGCUAGUCAUUAGAUGAGAAUCAUUUCAAGGAAAAAUGUGCACAUAAAAAGAAUAUUUUUAUAGUUCAUCAAUUUAAUGUUUUAUUUUUUAUCUGUUUCUAUCAUGCUUUGUUAUUCUCUAUUAUUUAACUGGUAUGACUCAACCAUAUUUCAUAAUUUAAUUUGUUACUGUCUGCGCUCUCUCUUACUUGUGGACUUUUGAGGUAUAGCUAUCAAUUUGUAUUUUGCGGGAAAAGGAAGCAUAAAUUAUUUUAUGAGCUUGCCCUUGGAAUUUUUGUGAGUCCACUUUAGAUGUACUCGUAACUGUACCAGUGUACCACGGACACAUUUUUUUUAGUUAAAAGAGAAACACUAGAAUUGUGUUAACAAAGUACUUUAGUCCAGUAGUUCAAUACUUUGAACAACGCUCGAAGUGAACGCUCUGUCAUAGAUACAGGAAAGAAUAAUAUUGUUGAUGCCUCACAAAAUUUACAUCCGUAAUUCUAAGUCAACACCUGCAGAGGCUAUAUUUUUUGACUCAAAUCGUCUUCUUUUUUCUCUUAUUUUCUGAUUAUAUAGUUACUUUGUUAUUAAUUCAUGUCAGCCUGUACAGUAUUUAUCCCGUCCUUUCAGUAAAAUAUGAGUGCUUCAAAAGAAAAUCGAUUUUCCUUUAGCGUAAGUUCUAUCGAGUCACAUAAACAAGAUGAAUAGAAAUCGCGCAGAGAAUGGAUGAACUUUGUCUUCCCCGUCCAAAGUCCGAUGAAAAUUCAUGAAUUUAUUUUAAAAAAAAAUUUCAGAUUUAUGUUCAUGAUGAAAGUUUAUUGAUUACUUUUUAAAUAAAAAUUCAGAUUUAUGUUAAUCAGAAUUUUUACAAAAGUCUGCGAAAAUGUAUAAUCUCAUAAUAUACCACUUUCAAAAAAACAUUCCAGCUCUGAUUUAAUGUCCUCGAACCUGGUACGUGCUACCGGUUUUUUGUAUCCUUCAAUUGAGAUUAACGUACAGAGGACGAGUUAUUAACGUGUGUACUCAUCAAUGUUGCCCAAUUUCAUCCGUUUACCUACCUAUAAUUCUGCUCAUAAAUUAAUGAAUGAGUCAAGCACUUGCCUUUCGGCUUUAAACCGAUUCCCUUUUGCAUUUUUCGACGAGGACAUUGUAUUUUUAAGCAUGAUAAAAUUUCAAUGUAAUAUUUCAAGCCGGAAACAUGUCAACGGCGAAAUCCUUAAAAUCACGUAUCUAUUUUUAUGGCAUUGCAAACUUUCUGUCAUACUUCGUUUUUUCAUUGAAAAACCAUUCAACAUUCCUCCCUAACAACUUGUAUGAUUCGUCUACUCUAUAUGGUGAAUUGUCCGUGAAAAUUUGAAGGAGUCAUUUUGAUUCGUUCUUCGUACAAAAAACGGAAUAUGAGAGAGAUUUUGAAACAUUGCAAGCAAGAUACAAAGUUUGGUGCAUUGUCGGUACACUUACCUUAUCAUGAACUAAUAUUCUUAGUCCUUUGGAGUGAAGUAGUUAAACCUGAUGUUAUUCUAAGUAUGCACAAAUAACAAGGAGUGAUACAUUUCCGUUGAAUAUUUAACGUGAAUGGUCAUCUCUCAUUCUACAUGGAUGUCCAUUUGUUCAGCCUCCUCUGAUUUCCGUGUGAUCAAAUUUCUCUUGUUCCAUCCAACCGGUAAAAUUUAUUCCUUCCCCUCAAACAUGAGGUUGAUAAGUACGGUUGUGAAAACUAAUGUAUUUUAUUUCAGUAAAAAGAGGUUUAUAAAUAAGACACAUAUUAUUGAAGGUACAAGCGCCAUAAAUUUUGCGAGUAUGGAAAUCGUGUGCUCAAAUUUUUUUAUUCUUUAGAUAUACACUAAUCGUUUUACUAGCUAUACCCUUCCGUAUGGUCUCAUGAGUGUCAUAUGUAGUAGUAGACUAUUAGUUUUAACAAUUAUUUAGGUAAAAUAAUGCAUUGGAUGUGUCAAAUUUAGUUACCAUAAUUUUCUAAAGUUGUAUUUAGUACCUACUUGAAGUAACAGUACUUAAUAACAUUAAAAUUUCUUAACGACAUAAA
Messenger RNA from Bemisia tabaci, 5762 nucleotides. RefSeq lists its product as uncharacterized. The record is from RefSeq and is a predicted model, not a curated record. NCBI's taxonomy places the organism in Eukaryota, Metazoa, Arthropoda, Insecta, Hemiptera, Aleyrodidae.